UGCUCUGAUUAUGAGAAAUAUGUUGAGUACGUGCGUAUUUUUCAUUGGACUAGUUGGAGUUCUUGCUCCUCCUCCACCUAUUCCACCUUUCAUUGCCCUGUUGGAUGGUGAAGAAGGUGUCGCUGCUUGCAUUACAUCGUCAGGAGUAAAACAAAGCGAGUUGGAAGCAAUAAAACCAUUCGAAGAGAACAAGGUCAGUGAAAAUGUCCAGUGUUUCUUUAAAUGUAUGGCGGAAAAGAGAAAAAUGUUGAACGAAGACGGUUCCAUUAACAUUGAUGAAUUCAACAAAAGGCCUAAGCCGCCGAAGGUUAACGAGGAAUUUGAGAAGAAAAUAGAGGAAUGCAUUAAGAAGGUGAAGAUUUCAAGUUGUGCGGAUAUGGAGCAAAUAGCAGAUUGUUUUAAACACUGAUGUCCUAAAGAAAACACUUAAUAAAUUAAAUGAACAAA
This is a messenger RNA of Aethina tumida (small hive beetle), 447 nucleotides long. RefSeq lists its product as uncharacterized. The record is from RefSeq and is a predicted model, not a curated record. Gene Ontology annotation, molecular function: odorant binding. Lineage: Eukaryota; Metazoa; Arthropoda; Insecta; Coleoptera; Nitidulidae. The coding region runs from base 11 to 409 and encodes 132 amino acids. The transcript has 2 exons. Gene Ontology annotation, biological process: sensory perception of smell.